CAGUAACACCGAGGCAGCUAUCGCGCACUUUCAAAAUAUAAAGUUGACAUACAGUAGUGAAUUGUUUGUUACUUUGUUUUGAUAUUACUAGAUUUUAUUAAUUCAACGACAAAAGUUUGUAGUAGUUAAUAAAGUGUUAUACUGCAGAAACGAGAAAUUCCACCCUUAUUUUUUCAAUACUCGAAUUUUUAAUUAACAAGUCAUUAAAUACAUAUGUACAUAGGUACAUACAAACAUUAUAUAAAUAUGUGUAUAUAUGUGCAUAAAUAUAAAGUAAAGAGCCAUUGUUAAAGGGAGUAGUCGCCAACGCCACAACUACCCCCGCAAUUAUCAAUGUUUCAGUUCUGUAAAUAGUGUUUAUUUUCCAGUUGUCUCGGCAAAGAACAAAUGAGCUUAAUAUUCAAUUAUACCUACAAACAAUAAAUACAUGCACUUAACAAUUGAAAGAAAAUAAACAGUGUGCCGUCUCGAAUUAGUCGUUAUUACUUAUUAUCACACCAACGCAGGAAUUUAUAACGAAGUUCUGCAAAGGCUACACGGGAAAGCUCGCAAAGCAGCAAACAGUUUAAACCAAACAAACGGCUUCAGCGAUAAGCGUUCUAUGGUGUUGUAGAAAACACAAUGGGUUGUGUGUGCGAAAUGAUUGGCCUUGCCUGUAUUUUGGCGCUCAUCCUCAGUUUUUCCUCCAAAGCGCCGUACCAACUUAAAAUGGCUACUUUCAUGAUUGGAUCUGGUGCUAUCGUACUUAUUUGCAUACCCCUUAUGAUAUUUAGACCACGGGACUAUCGAAAUGCUUUCAUUCCUGCUUGGGGCUGUCGACAGCUUUGCAAAGCACUCGGCGUGACAAUGGAGGUUCGAGGUCUGGAAAAUAUUCGGACGAAACAUGGUGCGGUAGUGCUUAUCAAUCAUCAAAGUUUUCUUGAUUUGUGCGGCUUAGCAUAUUUAUGGCCAGUCAUUGGACGAGCAACGGUAGUGUCGAAAAAAGAAGUUCUGUUCUUUCCAUUCUUUGGGUUCGGAGCUUGGCUUUGGGGCACGCUGUUCAUAAAUCGCUCCAGCAAGAAAGAUUCCAUCAAUACAUUACAGAAAGAGUCCAGGGCUAUCCAAGAACGAAAUUGUAAACUAUUGUUUUUCCCGGAAGGCACACGCAAUACUAAAGAAACAUUGCUGCCAUUCAAAAAAGGUCCCUUCCAUAUUGCUCUUCAAAGUCAGUGUCCUAUCCAACCGGUUGUUAUAUCUAAAUAUUAUUUUCUAAAUGGUGAAAAGAAAUCAUUCCGUCCAGGACAUGCCAUCAUUUACAUCUUACCUGAAAUUCACACCGCUGGAUCCGGUGUGGAGGAUAUGGAUAAUAUUAUUCAAAACACUAGAAACACCAUGGAUAUUGAGUAUAAAAAAUUAAGUCAGGAAAUACGAAGGCGUGGCCAUUAAUUAUCCUCCUAAGUACAUACUAUACGUACAUGUAUGUAUCUACUUAUAUAUAAUGUACAACUUGAUUUAUAUUACGUAGUUAAAUAUACUGGGAAGUGGAACCAAAGACAAGCAUGCAAUGACAAAGGGGUUUAAGGCUUCUAGUAAAUGCAAGAAGAAAGACUUUUAUACCUACAUAUUUUGCUACAAUAUUAUUAAACAAAUAUACAGAACUGCUAAGUUAAAUGCAAAAAAACUUUAGAUAGUUUGUUAUUAAAACAAAAAAUAAAUGGAUUUGAAAUUACAUACAUAUGUACAUAAAUGUACAAAAAUAAAAAUAGAAAAUUUUAGUAAGAUAAUGGAUAAGUUGCCUUCUUAUUUGUCUUUAUUUGAAAAUACUGCAUUCAUAGUUUUUAUGUAGGGAAGUAGUCAUGCAACUUGCUCCGUCAUUUAGUUACUGGAAACUGACACUACAGAGAUACAUAUUUCAAGUUCAAACGAAAGAAUAUGAAAUUCUUAAAAACACAAGCCUUAGGGCUUGCAUAAAAAUAAACGAAGGAUACUUCAAACGAUAGUAAGUAGUAACCGUUGUACACUUUCUUUAAUUCUUUGUUUCAGAGAGCACCAGUGACUAGAAUCACCUUCGUCUAAACAUGCGACCUUACUCGUAUAAUCGUACAAAUGUAUUUAGUUUAGAUUUAGAAGACAGAAGAUCUAUUUAAAACACACUUAUGCAAAACUUAUUUGAAAUUUUAAAAUCAAAUGUGUAGGAAUAACGAUAUUGCAAAUCUCCAAGUGCAGCCAGGUCACUUUCCACCUGGCCUUUCCAACAGUGUGGAGGCCUUCCACUUCCUCUGCUUCCACCAGCGGGUAUUAUAUCGCACACUUUCAAAGCUGAAGUUUUUUCGUCCAUUCGAGCAACAUGACCUAGCCAGCGUAGCCGAUGUCCUUUUAUUCGCUGAACUAUGUCAAUGCCGUCGUGUAACUCGUACAAUGCCAAUUUUCAAAGAACUAUAAACCUUCCGCCAAACCUUUAUCUCGAAAACUCCUAGUGUCGUCUCAUCGGAUGUUGUCGUCGUACACGCUUCUGCACCAUACAUCAGGACUGGAAUAAUUAGCGACAUGUAUAGUUAUUAGAACUGUGUCUUGCUGCCAGUCCGGCAGCCCUUAUAUAGUCGAUUGUUGGCAAUAUAUCGCCACUCGAACAUUUUGGCAA
Messenger RNA from Zeugodacus cucurbitae (melon fly), 2620 nucleotides. It is a transcript of the gene Agpat2, whose product is annotated as 1-acyl-sn-glycerol-3-phosphate acyltransferase alpha. Gene Ontology annotation, cellular component: membrane; endoplasmic reticulum. The transcript is spliced from 5 exons. Gene Ontology annotation, biological process: phosphatidic acid biosynthetic process. The record is from RefSeq and is a predicted model, not a curated record. Gene Ontology annotation, molecular function: 1-acylglycerol-3-phosphate O-acyltransferase activity. Bases 622 to 1425 code for a protein of 267 amino acids. Lineage: Eukaryota; Metazoa; Arthropoda; Insecta; Diptera; Tephritidae.